This is a messenger RNA of Phalacrocorax carbo (great cormorant), 1428 nucleotides long. NCBI's taxonomy places the organism in Eukaryota, Metazoa, Chordata, Aves, Suliformes, Phalacrocoracidae. The record is from RefSeq and is a predicted model, not a curated record.
CAAGCAACUAGCGCUGCCUACGCGACGGGCGGUGGGAAGAUGGCGGCCUCCAGCAGUAGCGGCGGCGGCGCCGGCAGCGGACUGGGCGGUGCCUGUAAGCACCACGCGCAGCUGGGCGUCUGCGAGUCUCGCGCAAAGUACCGGGAGGGACGGAGGCCGCGCGCUGUGAAGGUUUAUACUGUCAACUUGGAAUCUCGUUAUUUACUAAUACAAGGAGUUCCUGCAUUAGGUGUUAUGAAGGAAUUAGUCGAACAAUUUGCAUUAUAUGGUGCCAUUGAAGAGUAUCAUGCACUAGAUGAAUAUCCAGCAGAGCAAUUUACUGAAGUUUAUCUUAUAAAAUUCCAAAAACUGCAAUGUGCAAGGUUGGCCAAGAAAAAAAUGGACGAACGAAGUUUCUUCGGUAGUUUGCUGCAUGUGUGCUAUGCUCCAGAAUUUGAAACAGUCCAAGAAACUAGGGAGAAGCUGCAGGAUAGAAGAAAGUAUAUAGCCAAAGCAACAAAUCAAAGAGAUUGCUUUGUGUUAAAGAAAGAGAGGCCUGAGAAGACCGUCUCAAAGAACUCUGACUGCCCAUGGAGGACACCAGGACCAUGUACAACUGGUAACUGGGAUGCAUCCUGCUUUAUGGGUUCUCACAGGGUAUCCCAAAACACCAGUUAUCCACCUGGGAAUCAUAACCAGAGCUUGUUGACAUUUCCCCAGUAUGAUGACAAGUGUGCUGAAACUUCUGGGUACCGUGGUCAAAGCACAUUCCUAACUCCAAAUGUACAGCCAGGAGGACGUACUCCCCCAACUCCUCUAAUGCAGCAAAGAACGGUUCCGACUGACAAUGGAAUUGAUAGGUUUAUGCCUCGUACAACUCACCUGCAAGAACGUAAGAGAAAGAGAGAAGAAGGUAACAAGUUUUCCCUCAUUGGAACUAGUGCAGACAAUACUGAAGUCAUUAUUGGUCCACGGCUACCUGAAAUACCUAAAGUGGACAUGGAUGAUGAUUCACUGAAUACUUCAGCUGCAUUAAUUCGAAAUAAACUGAAAGAGGUUGCAGAUUCUGUUUCAACAUCAUCUGUGGAAAAGCCAGAGAGCAGCUCAGCCAAACCACUUGUAAAGCAGAGAAGAAGAAUAUAGAUACUGCUGGCAGCAUCUUCCAACAGUCAUUUUUUUAAAGUAUAUGGUUUAAAAUACAUUUUUUAUGUUAAAAAACCACUAUUUUUUACUGUAUUUCCAAGCAGUUCCCUGUUAAAAAUUGUAUCAAUUUGUUUCUUGGAAUGAACAAACCAGUAUAUUAAAUAAUAUAUAAAUAUGUAUAAAUCUCUGCCGCAUUGGAUGGUUUUAAGAUUCGGCUGGACAGGGUGCUGGGCCAUCUUGUCCAGACUGUGCUCUUCCUAGAGAGGUUGGACUAGAUGAUCCCUGAGCUCCCUUCCAACCUGGGAU